Molecule: messenger RNA, 1715 nt
Organism: Lacerta agilis (Sand lizard)
Lineage: Eukaryota; Metazoa; Chordata; Lepidosauria; Squamata; Lacertidae
Gene: RCC2
Product: regulator of chromosome condensation 2
Exons: 12
Coding region: 33-1664 (543 amino acids)
Source: RefSeq, a predicted model, not a curated record
CGAUCCGGGGAGGUUGAAGGCGGGCGACCAGGAUGCCCAGACGGAAAGCAACGGCGGCUUCCUCGGCCGCCUGGGACGGUGCCGGCAACGGGACUGGAGGCACGCGCAAGCGUUCCGCCCUGCCUCGUGGGGCCGCCCCCCCUCCGGGGAAGAAGAAGGCCCGGGAUGGAGGGGGCAGUGGCAGCAGCAAUGGGGGUGGCGACAGCAGCGGGGACGAGCAGGACGGGCUGGCGCUGCCGCCUCCCCCCAUGGCGGCAGGAGUGGGCAAGAAGCCAGGCCGCACAGGAGGACGGGGUGCUGGAGAGCAGCCCCCCCAAAACCAGGAGUCUCCUCAUGCCGCUGUGGUGGUCAGCGAGCCGGAGCACAGCAAGGAGCGCAUUAAGCUGGAAGGGUCCAAGUUCAAAGGGCAGCUUCUGAUAUUUGGAGCCACCAACUGGGACUUGAUUGGCCGUAAGGAAGUGCCUAAGCAGCAAGCUGCCUACAGGAAUCUGGGCCAGAACUUGUGGGGGCCCCACAGGUACGGCUCCCUCUCGGGGGUCCAAGUCCGGACGGUGGUCUCGGGGCCUUGCGCCGCUCACAGCCUGCUCAUCACCACCGAGGGGAAGCUUUGGAGCUGGGGACGUAACGACAAAGGGCAGCUGGGCCACGGGGACACCAAACGCGUAGAUGCCCCAAAGGCCAUUGAAGUGCUCUGCAGCGAAACCGUCGUCUCGGCAGCCUGCGGCCGCAACCACACACUAGCCCUGACAGAGAGCGGUUCUGUGUUUGCCUUUGGAGAGAACAAGAUGGGCCAGUUGGGCCUGGGUAAUCAGACCGACGCCGUUCCCAGCCCCACACAGAUAAUGUACAACGGGCAGCCGAUUACAAAGGUGGCGUGUGGGGCCGAGUUCAGCAUGGCAAUGGACUGCAAAGGGAACUUGUAUUCUUUUGGUUGCCCCGAGUACGGACAGCUGGGGCACAAUUCCGACGGGAAGUUCAUCGCCCGAGCCCAGAGGAUAGAGUACGACUGCGAGCUGGUUCCCCGCCGCGUCGCCAUCUUCAUCGAGAAGACGAAAGAUGGCCAGAUCCUGCCGGUGCCAAACGUUGUGGUGAGGGAUGUUGCCUGCGGGGCAAACCAUACGCUCGUCUUGGACUCUCAGAAACGCGUCUUCUCCUGGGGUUUUGGGGGCUACGGUCGCCUGGGCCACGCCGAGCAGAGGGACGAGAUGGUGCCCCGGCUGGUGAAGCUUUUCGACUUCCCCGGCCGCGGGGCGGCGCAGAUCUACGCGGGCUACACCUGCUCCUUCGCCAUUAGCGAGACAGGAGGCCUGUUUUUCUGGGGAGCCACAAACACCUCCCGGGAGUCCACAAUGUACCCCAAAACUGUUCAGGAUCUAUGUGGCUGGAAAAUCCGCAGUCUGGCUUGUGGGAAGAGCAGUAUAAUAGUGGCUGCAGAUGAGAGCACAAUCAGUUGGGGCCCGUCUCCGACCUUUGGAGAACUGGGCUAUGGGGACCACAAGCCCAAGUCCUCCACUGCAGCUCAGGAGGUGAAGACUUUGGAUGGCAUCUACACAGAACAGGUGGCGAUGGGCUAUGCCCACUCCCUGGCGAUUGCCCGCGACGAGAGCGAGGCCGAGAACGAGAAGCUGAAGAAGCUGCCAGAGUACAACCCGCGCACGCUCUGACCCACGCGGGGGUCUCUUCCUCUUCCUCCUCCUCCUCGCCACCCCACACCC